AUGCAGCCUCCGGAGAAGGGCGGGGCCAGCACCAGUAGUACCCUGAUCAGUCCGCUCGAGCAGACCACAACCACGCCGGCCUCCAUCUGCCUCCAGCCCGCGGGAUGGACCUCGGUUCAUCGCCAUACUUUCCUCCACACACCGGCUCGCUCUGGGGCCACACAGGGGAGCAGAAGGAUGGAGAGGCGGUGUGAGAAAGACAUUAUGGCUUCUGCGCUCAUCGUUGCCUUUUAUACCUACUGGUUAAUUCAGAGUGCCCCAGCCUUCCUGGUGACGGUAAAUGAUGAAGGUGUGAUCGCCGUGAGACUAGAGCCGUCAGAUUUACAAGAGAACAUCAGCUCGUAUGCGGCCCAGUUCAGUGGAGAGCCGCACAUCAGUGUGGUUCAAUUCGUGAACACCAGCGAGCCGCUUCUGUUCAACACUUCUCUCCAUGGAGUGUGUUACACUGUGGGACUGCUCACCAGACGAGGCCAGUACUGGUCCAAGCCCAUCAAGACCGCAUCUGUCCUCACACAGCCUCUGCCCUUGCGUAGUGUGCGGUUAUCUGACUAUAGGGACUCCCCUGAGACGGGAGUGGUGUUUCAGAUUGAUCCUCCGCCAGGAAACGUCUUCAGUCGUGUAAACAUCAGCUACACUGAAGGACAAGAGAGGCGCUUCAUGCUCUACAAAGAUUUCUUUAGGGGAAAGACUGUUUUUCGACACUGGUUACCAGGAGUGUGUUAUCGUAACAUCACUUUUCAGCUGAUCUCUGAGGCCACUGUGAACCAAAAUACACUGGUUACACGCAGUGACAUCACCCACACCACGCUGCACCACAGGACGGUGCCAUUCCCUCCUCUGAACAUAUCGCGUAAAAUAGUCCACCUGAGCCAGGGAGCCCUGCCAAGUCUAACCCCAAAGACCCAGCUGUCUGAUGAGAGCCUGCAGAUCCACAAACGUCAUAGUCGCGAGGCUGCAGCUCCAGAUGAGCCUCAACACCAUGAGAACAGUUUGGAUGAAGCUGUGUUGACCGUCACCUCUCUUCCCUUUGUUCUAACCUUCAACGCUACAGACUGGAACAACGUCAGCAGCACGGACACGACAGAGGAACCUCAGACUGAAGAUGCUGUUCCACUGGAUAAAGACGAGGACUUUGUCAAUGCUUUUGUUCCAGAUUAUGAGGACUCUAAUGAACCAGGCUCAGCUUUGGGUCUCCCCCUCGAGCCCUCUGUGCUGUCCACCAAACUGCCCAUCCUGCCCAUCCUGCUGGAGCUACGCUGGCUGCCCCCCCGACCUCCUACAGCUUAUGACGGCUUCAACAUCUACAUUUAUAGAGAUGGAAACUCCACAGAAACUGCCACAGUGGAUGAAAACACUCAUGAGUUCUUCACUGAGCUAACCGAGCCCGGGACGUACCAGGUGCAGGUGACCACGCUGAGCUCCUCUGGGGAGUGCGAGGCCAGGGAGAGCGCCACUGACACAGGCUUCACCUUCUACCUCAGUCCCAGUGGAGAGCUGCUGGAGGAGCUGAGGGAGCGUCCACAGAUGGUCAGUGUGCGGCUUCUGGACUCCAGCACCGCUGCCGUGUCCUGGGCCCCGUCCUCCGAGAGCCACAACGGCAGCGUGGUGUCAGUGAUGUCCACCACCUGCCUGAAGCCCAGCCCGAGCCAGCGCAUGGAGAACACCUACUGCAGCGAGGAAAACUCAACCAGUGACAUCAUCACCAGCCUGAUGCCUGGGGCCCAGUACAGGGUGGUGGUGUAUCACACGAACGGGCCGCUCCUCAGCCCGCCUUCUGAACCUGUCAUCAUUGAUAUCGAGCCCACAGGGGUGCGAGAGCUGGCUGUUUACCCCCUCAGCCCCACUGCAGUCAUUCUCAGCUGGCAACGACCGUACAACGUGGCCUUUCGUAAAUACGUGCUGCAGACGUUCUUCUUCAACCCUGUCACGCUGACCUCCGAGUGGACAACGUACUAUGAGAUCGCCGCCACUGCUUCUGUUAUUGCUUCUGUGAGAGUGACUGAUCUGCUGCCCGCUUGGUAUUAUAAUUUCCGUGUUUCUAUGGUGACAUGGGGCGACCCGCCGCUCAGCUGCUGUGAUAGCUCCGCGGUCAGCUUUGUUACAGCACCUGAAGCUCCUCACAUUUCAUCCGUGGAUUAUUCUCACGGUGUCCUGUACAUCCGCUGGACGUACGGGGAGCUCUUCAUUGACCUGUCGCACUCCAGGAUGCUCCACUGGCAGAUCGUGGCUGUUGGGAAAAAGGGCCCUGAGAAAAGCUACUCUAUUGAUGUCACGCGUAAUGUAAUGCGUGCCAGUCUGCCGCUGCCUCCCGGAGACAUCUACAACCUGACGGUGACUGCAUGCACCGAGCGCAGCAGGAACACCUCCAUGCCCAACAUCAUCAAACUGGAGCCGGCUCCUGCAAAGUCUCUGUUUGCCGUGAACGCCACUCACUCCUCUGUGACUCUGUUGUGGACCGAGGAGGGAGUUGUGGACUACUACCAGAUCUACUGCAAACCCAACAAAGCAAGCAAGGAGUUCAAGACCCGUGAGCCUCAAACCGUGAUCUCUCAUGUGGCCACGAUCUCUGGGUUGUUGCCCUCCUCCACAUACAACUGCACAGUUACCAGCUUCAGCUACAGCACUCCCAGCAAACCGGCCUCCAUUACCAUCAAGACCAUCGCUAAAGAAAUGAACCCCAGUGUUGCAGCUAUUUCUGCGCUGGCAGUCCUCAGCAUUCUUCUCAUCAGCCUGCUUGUGCUCUUCCUCCUUGUCCUGCGCAAAAAACAUCUGCACAUGACCAGGGACUGUGGAGCUGAAACCUUUGUCAAUUUCCCCUCAUUUGAAAGAGAUGGCAAACUUCCCUAUAACUGGCGAAGGAGCCUCUUUGCCUUCCUUACCCUACUGCCAUCCUGCCUUUGGACUGACUAUCUUUUGGCCUUUUAUAUUAAUCCUUGGAGCAAGACAGCUUUAAAGAAAAGGAAGUUAACAAGCCCGGUGCAGCUGGACGACUUUGAUGCCUACUUCAAAGAAAUGACUAAAGACUCGGCCUACAAGUUUUCUUUGCAGUUUGAGGAACUCAAAAGUGUUGGAUUGGACUUGACGCAUGAUGCCGCUGAUUUGCCAAUAAACAGGCCAAAGAACCGCUACACAAACAUCCUUCCCUAUGAUUUUAGUCGUGUGAAGCUCAUCUCCAUGCACAAUGAUGAAGGUUCAGAUUAUAUAAAUGCCAACUACAUCCCAGGUUACAAGCACGGGAAAGAAUAUAUUGCCACUCAGGGGCCGUUGCCAGAGACCAGAAACGAUUUUUGGAAGAUGGUCCUGCAGCAGAAAUCACCAAUAAUAGUGAUGCUCACACAGUGCAACGAGAGGAGAAGGGUCAAAUGUGAUCACUACUGGCCCUUCACAGAUGAGCCGGUCAUGUACGGAGAGAUCAGUGCGGAGAUGCUUUCUGAAACAGAGUCGCCCGAGUGGACCAUAAGGAAGUUCAGACUAGGAUAUGCGGAUGAAAGUCUGGAUGUGCUUCAUUUGAACUAUACUUCAUGGCCAGACCACGGCGUCCCAACAGUUAAUGCAAUUGAGAGCAUCCUGCAGUUUGUCCACAUCGUGCGUCAGCAGGCCAACAGGACCAAAGACCCCAUCAUUGUCCACUGCAGUGCUGGAGUCGGCAGGACUGGGACGUUCAUCGCCCUGGACCGCCUCAUGCAGCACAUUCGCGAGCACGAGUUUGUGGACAUCCUGGGAAUGGUCUCGGACAUGAGAUCCCACCGUCUGUCCAUGGUGCAGACUGAAGAGCAGUACGUGUUCAUCCAUCAGUGUGUUUUGCUGAUGUGGCAGAAGAAGAAACAGUCCAUCACUUCUGACGUUAUCUAUGAGAACGCGAGCAAGACAUAA
Knipowitschia caucasica is the source of this 3873-nucleotide messenger RNA. The record is from the annotation of a GenBank genome assembly. NCBI's taxonomy places the organism in Eukaryota, Metazoa, Chordata, Actinopteri, Gobiiformes, Gobiidae.